Messenger RNA from Macrosiphum euphorbiae (potato aphid), 1215 nucleotides. NCBI's taxonomy places the organism in Eukaryota, Metazoa, Arthropoda, Insecta, Hemiptera, Aphididae. The record is from the annotation of a GenBank genome assembly.
AUGUUCCAAUAUGUUUACUUUACAGGUGAUAAAUUGAAUACCAUGAAAAUUAAAUGUUGCGAUGCCUAUAUUACAUAUUUUUAUUCAUUUAAGAACUUUUAUAUACAAAGAAAAAAUGAUCAGCAGGCUAUUCAAGAUAUAACAACAAGUCUUCAACUUCUCGAAAAUGAAGAUUCAAUGUCUGUGUCUAUGAAGCCCGGAGAUCUAGUUGCUGCUAAAUAUGAAAAUGAUGGUCUUUGGUACAGAGCUAAAAUUUUAAAUAUUGAGGAAAAUGCUUUUAUGGUUCAAUUUAUUGAUUAUGGAAAUUCAGAGUUAUCAUCAAAUCUUAAAAUACUACCUGAAAAAAUAGCUUAUUGCCGUGCAAUGGCAUAUCAUUGCAUGCUUGAUGAUGUGGACCAUGAAGAAUAUGUAAUAUCAACUGUAAAUGAUAUAUAUGAUAUAAUUUUUGACUUUAUAGGAUCUAUUGAAGUAAUUGUAACUUUUUUAAGCGAUGAAGAAACCUAUUUGGUGAAUAUGAAGUGGGAUGAUAGAUGUAUAAAAACAUUAGUAAAUAACAUUAUUUCAUACGGAAUUACUCCAAAGACAUAUGAAACCUUGAAGGAAAUUGAUCAGCCUGGUGCAAAGAUGGCUGUGAAUCUUAUUUAUGCUCAGUCAAUAAAUGAAUUCUAUGUAGAAACUGAAGAUAGUAAAGAAAUACAAACUAAAAUUGAAUGUAUACUUGAAAAUGAAACUGUUUGGGAACCAUUAACUGAGUAUAAGAUUGGUAAAAUGGCGAUUGCAAAAAGUAUAACUGACAGUAGAUGGUACAGAGUAAGGCUUUUAAUGAUACAUGAAGAAGGUGAAUGUACUUGUUAUUUCAUAGAUUAUGGAGUUCAAGACAAAUGUUCAGAAUUUUAUGAAGCGGUUGGCUAUCUAAAAUCGGCUCCUCCAUUUAUUAAACUAUGUUCAUUACAUAUUCCAACAAUGAAAAAAAAUGAAAAGCUGUUUGAGUGUUUAUCAAAAAGUUUUUACAAUGAAAUGGAACAAUGCAAAAAUAAAAAGAUGACUAUGACUGUAGUGAAAACUGGUGAACCAAUUGUAGUUGAACUUUUUGUCGAUGAUUUUAAUGUGGCCAAACUUAUCAAACCUAUUCCGGUGAUAGUAUUUAAUGUUAUUCAUUUGAAUAUAUUAACAGUUCAAGUAAAUUCUCCUAGUAGACCAAGCUGUAAUAUCUGA